Molecule: messenger RNA, 600 nt
Organism: Dioscorea cayenensis subsp. rotundata (Guinea yam)
Lineage: Eukaryota; Viridiplantae; Streptophyta; Magnoliopsida; Dioscoreales; Dioscoreaceae
Product: secreted RxLR effector protein 161-like
Exons: 1
Coding region: 1-600 (199 amino acids)
Source: RefSeq, a predicted model, not a curated record
AUGUUACAUUGUAAUCCCAUCGCUAGCCCAAUAAAUCUCAAUGAGAAGCUGCACUCUGAAGACAGUUCAGGGAAAAUAGAUGGAUCCAAGUACAGGAAGAUCGUUGGGAAUCUCCUUUACUUAACUCACACUCAUCCGGACAUAAUACAUGUUGUUUCAGUUGUAGCUCGUUUCAUGCAAACACCAACGAAGCAUCAUUAUGAAGCAGUGAAGAGAAUUCUGAGAUAUGUCAGUGGCACCACUGGAUAUGGAAUCCAUUAUACAAAGAAUGAAGAGUUCGUUCUCUUUGGAUACUUCGACAGUGAUUGGGGAGGCUCGUCGGACGAUCGACGGAGCACAACAGGAUGGGUUUUUUCUCUUGGUUCAGGGGCGGUAGCUUGGUGUUCAAUGAAACAACUGGUAACUGCACUAUUGAGCACUGAGGCUGAAUACAUAUCAAUUACAUCCGCUGCCUGUGAAGCUGUUUGGUUGCGUCGCCUCUUGGCAGACAUGAAUGAGAAGCAGGAGCUCCCUAUAAUCAUCAGAUGUGAUAACAGUUCGGCCAUCUCCAUAGCUCGAAAUCCUACUCAUCAUAGUCGAACAAAGUAUAUCGACACCUGA